Messenger RNA from Quercus lobata, 953 nucleotides. RefSeq lists its product as uncharacterized. Bases 6 to 953 code for a protein of 315 amino acids. The transcript is spliced from 3 exons. NCBI's taxonomy places the organism in Eukaryota, Viridiplantae, Streptophyta, Magnoliopsida, Fagales, Fagaceae. The record is from RefSeq and is a predicted model, not a curated record.
AAAAAAUGGAAACACUCGAUCGACGACCCUUAACAAGGCGAGUGUUGGCUAUAGACUCUUCAACCUCAAGGAAGGAACGCCUGAGGUUUAUGGGACGUGCCACAUUGGUGCUGUUUUUGUGCUACGUAGUAACCCAGUUUCUUUUGCUAGUCAUCUCCGAAUCCCGCCCUUUUGUCUCAUCCAGAAAAGACACAUAUGCUGUUAAUUCAGGGGUAUCCACGAAGAGUUCCUAUCGGUUGCACUUCAAAGACUGUGAAGUAUUUCAGCGUCUCAUCAAAGCCAGCGCUGAACAGCACUCAAGAGUUUUUGCACCUGAGACUGUGGAAGGCAGUGAUGGAGGCGAGGAGGACAUUUCAUUACAACUAGAAUAUCAGCGCUCACAGGAGACAUCUGCCUCCGGAUGCCAAGAAGAGCCCAUGCUUAACUUUAGAGGCAAUAGGGGAGCCAGUGGCAGGAAUGAAGGUGGAGGUGAAGAAGAAGAGGGAAGAGAUGGAAGUAGAGGGAAUGGGAGUGGCAGACGUGGAGGCAGAGGAGGAGGGGGAGACGGGGGAGACGGCGGAGGAGGAGGAGGGAGAGGUGGAGGUGGAGGUGGAGGGGGAGGCGGAGAUGGAGAGGGAAGUGACUUGGAAAGCAGAGGUGGAGACAAGAAGAAAUUGAGACCUACUCUAGACGUAUUAAAACUUGCAAUAAUGUCCAUCGCUAUCACAGCACAAACAUCUGGUUCGGCUAUUGCCUUGAAAGUUGGUGGCCAAACUUUCUUGACUAAGCUUCUCCUAGUUUUGGUGAUGAUAAUUAACCUGGUAGGUUACCUCUGUAGCAUGAUCUCUGUCUUGCUAAUGCAUACGAGGCCACGAGUUGCUCGUGUAUCGGGAGUGAUAGGAUGUGCUGCUACUGCCUUGGGGUUCCUAACAUUGAUUGUUACGUUCAUCCACGAGUUGUACAACGGAGAAUGA